UUAAGCGCUUUAUUCUUUCGCUGUUUCAGCUUUCGUGGCCAUUAAUGUACUAAUCACACCCAGGAACAAAGGCUGGGUUUAAGUAAUCCAUUAUCUCCGAUGCUAAAGCCGGGUUAAACCUGUGGACAUGGUGUCUAUGCGUUACCUCACUCUGACCUCAGCUCACCGGGGCUUUUCUUUUCACACCGACCCACGCACACGCACGCACGCACACGGACGCGCACGUACUCUCUCUGGCUCCCAGCGUGACGUACACCCCAGAGCCCGGUUAGCUAGCUUCUAAGCUAGUUAGCUCGUUGUUGUUACUAGUUAAUUAACCGGGUUCACCUGAAUCGGUCAGAGUUAGCUGUUGGCUUCGGUCAUGGACGACGAAAGCUACCCCAAGACCCUGUAUGUGGGAAACCUCUCCAGGGAUGUAACAGAGAUUUUGAUUCUGCAACUUUUCACCCAGAUUGGGCCUUGCAAAAGUUGUAAAAUGAUCACAGAGCAUACAAGCAAUGACCCCUAUUGCUUCGUGGAGUUCUUUGAACACAGAGAUGCUGCUGCAGCUCUUGCAGCCAUGAACGGGAGGAAGAUAUUAGGAAAGGAGGUCAAAGUCAACUGGGCCACCACUCCAAGUAGCCAGAAGAAAGACACAUCCAAUCACUUCCAUGUUUUCGUGGGAGAUCUGAGCCCUGAGAUCACCACCGAGGAUGUCAAGGCUGCAUUUGCGCCUUUUGGGAAAAUCUCGGAUGCCCGUGUUGUGAAGGACAUGACGACAGGCAAAUCAAAGGGGUAUGGAUUUGUGUCCUUCUACAACAAACUGGAUGCAGAGAAUUCCAUCAUUAACAUGGGGGGGCAGUGGCUUGGAGGACGCCAAAUCAGGACCAACUGGGCAACACGUAAACCACCAGCUCCAAAGAGUGUCCCGGACAAUGGGUCAAAGCAGCUGAGGUUCGAUGACGUACUGACUCAGUCCAGUCCACAGAACUGUACUGUGUACUGUGGAGGGAUCCAGUCAGGGCUAUCAGAACACCUGAUGCGCCAGACCUUCUCCCCGUUUGGUCAAAUAAUGGAAAUCAGAGUUUUCCCAGAGAAAGGAUACUCUUUCAUCAGGUUUUCCUCCCAUGACAGUGCUGCCCAUGCCAUUGUUUCAGUAAAUGGCACAGCCAUUGAAGGACACCUAGUGAAAUGCUUCUGGGGCAAAGAAUCUCCUGACAUAGCAAAGAAUCCACAGCAGGUUGAGUACGGUCAGUGGGGGCAGUGGAACCAGGUCUAUGGGAAUCCGCAGCCACAGCAGCAGCAGCAGCAGCAGCAGCAGCAGCAGCAGCAGCAGCAGCAGCAGCAGUACGGGCAGUAUGUGACCAAUGGGUGGCAAGUUCCCUCCUACAGCAUGUACGGCCAGACGUGGAACCAGCAAGGAUUUGGAGUAGAGCAGUCCCAGUCACCAGCCUGGGUGGAAGGCUUUGGAUCCCAGUCAGGCCAGGCGGCAGCUCCAUCUGGUCAAGUCAUGUCCAACCUGGCCAACUUUAGCAUGGCUGGCUACCAAACACAGUGAGCCGGCCCUAACAUAAGUGUAGUACCAAGAGGAUUUUGUCAACCAUUUUAGACCACACAGCACUCUUUCAUCUGAUGCUGUGUUUGAAGAAGGGCAGGGGCCGUAUUCACAAAGCCUUUGUAGCUAAUAGUUGCUCCUAAACAAACAGUUUAACAAGUAUGUUUUAAAUGUCCAUUUCACUCAGAACUUUAAAAAUGGUUUAUAUGAUCAUAGUUCUGUUAUGGAAAAGUGCUCUUGGGCUUCUGAAGUAAAGCCAAACCAACUGUCUUUGUCUCAGUGGAUGUUAAAGGACACGACAACCUUAUGAAUUGCUCACUGGAACAUGACAUUGAUUGAAAUCAACCUUUAAACUUUAUAAAAUUCACAUUUAAUUAUCAUACUUAAGCAAUAUCCAUUCACAAUAUGCCAAUAUGUUUUGGUUUUUUUUAUAUUUCAGUGUUUAUUAAAGACUUGUCGUUACGUUAAUUUACAUGUCAUACUUUCACUGCAUUUUUCUUUUUCAAUUUAGACAACAGAAUACAAAACUCCCCUCGAGUCUUCAUGCAUUGAUUACGUUCAUUUUUGUGAAAUAGGUUGGUUUGUAAAAUGGCAUCAGUGGUGAUCGGUCAUGAAUUUGUGCCACAAACUGCACUGAACCAUAAGAUGAGCAAACCUGUUGGAAGUUGGUCUGGGCUUAGCUUCAGCUCAUAGCUAGAAGUUUAGUGAUAAAUGCUUUGUGAAUAGAGGCCCUGGAACGAUGGUUACCUUUCAGUAUAUUUGAUGAAACUAUUUGUAUAAACAACUGUGGCUUUAAAGGAGAUUUAAACGAGAUGCUGUAUCUCUUUGGUAAAUUGUGUACAAAGAAAAUCACACACCUAAAAGCAAAAAAUUGUUUUUUUUUCUGAUUUUGUAUCGGACUAAUCAGGACGUUAUUUUCAGACUUUUGAUGGAUUAUAGUUUACACCUUAUUUUAACCUAUCUUUGAAUUAUUUAUAAUCCUGUAUCUCAAAGUAAAGGCUUUAGCACAUGCCCCGUAUAUAAAGAAAGUAUUGUAAAAAGCUUAACUCAAAAUCUUUGUAAAGUUAACUGACUGCUGAUUCUGGGGGCUGGUUUCCUGGAAAAAUAAUGAAUCUUUCGUAUUUCUUCCCUCCUCUCGAUAACUCUUUUCAUUUAUAGUUAAGGCUUUUUAAUGGCUGUUAGUUUUUACAAAGAACAUUGAACUUAACUUAGCACCUGAACCAGCCCCUAAUGGUUUUUGCUUCACAUUUUACAACCAUCAAAAUAAUUUUGUCACUUACUUAUGCAAAGACAAAUUGUCCAAUGUUUUAGGCUUACUGAUGGGGGACAGAUUUAUUUUAAGAGUGUAGAAGGUUUGCUAAAUAUAUAAUUGAUUUUUCAGGGCAGCAGGCACUUUUUGCCCCUUUAGUGCUUUCUGGAUUUUCUCAGUAUUUGCAGAAUAUUUCCAUAUAUUCCAGGUAAAGUAUUUUUAACUAAUCACUGGCAAAUUGUGACAAAAGGAUUUGUAGGAGAUGUCCUGCCAUUUGGAUUUAAUUUGCGUAUGUGCCAUUCUGUACAGUAUAUUACACUCCUUGUAAGAUCACUCUCCUUUUCCUUUUGACCAACCAGAUCAUGUUUCUGUUUGUCUCUUUGUUAAACCUGGGGGAUGUUUGUGUAACAAAACAGGGUCAUGUUGGCCGAGAGUGUAAAUACCAACCUUAAUCACAAAUCUUCAUGAAACUUAAGAAAUAAUGUACAUACUGUAGGUAGAAAUGCCAUCAUCGAAUUUCAGCAAUAUGAUUGAUGAAUAAGCCUUAAUUGAUGUGUCAGUAAAUUCAAACUUUCUGUUAUUUACAGAGGCUCUAUUACAAACCUAAAUUCUUUUCCAUUGUGGAUUUCCCCAUUUUUAAGUUUGUGUGCCAUUUUUUCCGAACGCAGCAGUAAGAAGGUGAUGUUUCAGCUUGAACUGCACGCUUAUGACAUGUAAUACAUUUGUUGCUUAAAAUAUUGAAUGUAAUGACAAUUUGCUUUUAUGACAAUAAUACAUAUAAGUUGAACAAUAUAAAUGAUGUUUAAUAGUAAAGGAUGAAAUAAAUUUUCCAUUAAAACAGGAAAACUCAUUAAGUGACUUCAAAUAAAGAAACGUUUGAACCUGUUUGUUCAGUACAUUUAUUAGACACUAAUUGAUUGUU
Molecule: messenger RNA, 3705 nt
Organism: Anoplopoma fimbria (sablefish)
Lineage: Eukaryota; Metazoa; Chordata; Actinopteri; Perciformes; Anoplopomatidae
Gene: tial1
Product: TIA1 cytotoxic granule-associated RNA binding protein-like 1
Exons: 12
Coding region: 362-1537 (391 amino acids)
Biological process (GO): regulation of mRNA stability; nuclear-transcribed mRNA catabolic process, nonsense-mediated decay; cytoplasmic stress granule assembly
Cellular component (GO): cytoplasmic stress granule
Molecular function (GO): DNA binding; mRNA binding
Source: RefSeq, a predicted model, not a curated record